CAAGACGGGGUUGAUUCUGGAAGUUUGAGACUACAAAGUGGCUGGGUCCUGUGGUUCCUGCUUUAGAUUCACCAAUCCCAAACUCAGAUGGAAUGGAUCUUUUUCGUGGGGCAGAUGAGCGGUUCACGUCUCCGGGGUAAAGAAUUGACAUGGCCUCACUCGGUUUAAUGAACUCCUUCACUACAAGUGUUUCAUGAUAGUCAAAUCUGCAACCACUCAAAAGCUGCAACCGACAAUCUAGCCACAUACCCAUACAUCGGUGAUUCACCUGGAAAAUUCAAAGCUAGAGGUGAGUCAAAGUUGUAGAAAUGGCUGGCCCACAUAGUAACCAAUGCAACAAACUGGUUAUUUUUUUAUCGAGCAUUUUCACCGGCUUCACCCUGUUUUGAGGAACGAAACUCGCGCUCGAAAUCUUCCACUUGGUCUGCUGUCUCUUGCUCCCCGCCUUCUGAUUCACGCCCCCCCCGAGGCUUCGAGCGCGCUCCCUCCCCCUGCAGAAUCUCGCACGCCUCGUUUAUCAACAGUUGUGAGAGAGCGUCUGUUCUGUGAACUCGAAUAUUUCAUUCUUGUUAUUACCAGUGCAUCUAUCCCUUACGUGGAGUAAGAAUUGAGAGUUACAGAGAAUAAAAAUGACAGGGAUGCUUUUUAUUAAGUCCCCUUGAACUGUUUAUUAAGUGCUUAGUCGGAAAAUCGAAGGAAAGUGUGACAACAUUCAGUGAAGUGAAUUGCAAUCAAGCAUGCAUCCUCUUACCCUCGCUUUGGCCGUUUUGGGGUCGUUUUGGGUCCAUUCGCCCUUCGUUCUGGGCUGGGGUGAAAAUGUCUCUCCCAAGCUCAGAGUCAAUUAUCUCAGUCAGAAAUCAGACACCGUCAAGAAUUUCAUGGGCAAUCAAACACAUCAAGACCAUUUCAAGCUCCUCCAGUCGGACGGGGUUUCACUUCUGAUCGGGGCCCGGAAUGUGGUCUACAACCUGAGUUUGAGCGACCUUUCGGAAAACGUGCAGCAGCGGAUCUCGUGGCCUUCAAUCCAAAGGGAUCGCGACUUGUGCUUGGUCAAAGGCAAAUCCGAGGAUGAAUGCCAGAACUACAUUCGUGUGUUGGCGGCGAGCAGUUCGCAAAGCUUGUUGGUGUGCGGCACGAACAGCUUCAACCCGCAGUGUCGGAAAUACUCGACUUUGGGCACCGAGGAAUACCAGAUGACCCUCGAGUAUUCCGGCAAAGGCUUCUGUCCGCAUGAUCCCAAGCACAAUUCCACCGCUAUCUACGCAGAUGGCAAGUUGUACGCCGGGACUGUCUCGGAUUUCUCGGGGUCGGAUGCCCUCAUUUUAAAGGACCAGAUUCGAACGCCGCAAUAUGAUCUGAAGCAUCUCAACGCGCCCGAUUUCGUGAGCUCACUUGAGGAUGACGACCACGUGUACUUCUUCUUCAGGGAAUCUGCCGUUGAAUACAUCAACUGUGGAAAGGCUGUUUAUUCGCGCGUGGCUCGAGUGUGCAAGAGUGAUUCAGGCGGUCCCCACAAGUUUAAGGACCGUUGGACCACUUUUAUGAAGGCUCGAUUGAAUUGCUCGGUUCCCGGACAGAUCCCAUUCUACUUCAAUGAAAUUCAAGCCACUACCUCCAACAUGGUCGACAUUGGUAAUGGGGACAAGCUCAUUUAUGGCGUGUUUACCACCCCUGAAAAUGCCAUCGCAGGAAGCGCCAUCUGUUCGUUCAAACUGAGUGACAUCCUGCACAGCUUUGAUGGGCCCUUCAAAGGCCAGUCCAGUCAGAAUGCCAAUUGGCUGCCGAUUUGGAACACACCUUCGCCCCGCCCAGGUUCGUGCAAUGCCGACUCAGGGACGCUUACGGAGCGGAAUUUGAAUUUCAUCAAGAACCACCCGCUCAUGGAUGAAGCCGUGAUGCAAAGUGGUUCCAAGCCCGUCUUGGUUCAAACUGGUUUUCGCGAGAAGUUCACCGUUAUUGCGGUCGACCCUCAAGUGUCUACGCCCUAUGGAGAAAGCUAUGAUGUCUUGUUUGUUGGGACCACGCGUGGACAAGUCUUGAAGAUCAUCACAGCCAAAGACUUGCGCAAAACUGAGCCCGUAAUCAUUGAGGAUAUCCAGGUGUUCCCCCAUUCUAUAGCAGUUACCAACGUUCAAGUCGUCCGAGAUCAGAGCCAAGAUGUGGAUCAGUUGAUUGUAUUGUCGAAUCAUGAAGUGAAAUCCUUGCCGUUAAACCGAUGUACGGCCAGCGUUCUCCAGACUUGUAGCUCCUGUGUGGCUCUCAGGGACCCCUAUUGUGCUUGGAACCUCUUGACCAACAGUUGUGUGGAUCAUCGCUUGGUGAACGACUCAGAUGGAAGCGCCUUUCUCCAAAGCAUUGCUAACGGCAGACACGAAGGAUGCGUGGCUGCGGCUGAACAAGCGAAAAUGGCGGCUAUUCAAGAAUCCUCCUCAUCCGCACGAGAGCAUUCCGACAGCUCUACCACAGCCAUCCCUGAAGAGCUGGAUAUUUACAUUGACAUUGCAGACAAUGAAAUCUCUCAGCUUCCCCACAGUGAGGGACGUGCCAUUCAAUCGACAGCCACGAUUUACUCUACCGAGACUUUGACUUUAGUAUCACUCAUUGUGGCAGUGCUAUCAUUGUUGAUUGGAUUUGCUGGGGGAUUUUUUACGGCGAAACGAUGCACAAAAGACAACUACACCUCGUGUGGACAUCAUUACUUGGAGACUCAGACCAAGCUGAACAAGCAAAACGACAUGGCAUUGACGCACUCGGAAUCUGGUUAUACCACGGCACCAUUUAAUAAUUCUUUGUUAUCCCACCCACUCCCGCCCAUUCCUCCCACUUUGCCAUCAUCAGUUAGCUCAUUCGACAUUUCAAAACAAAACAACCUCUUGGUCAACGUACCUUUGAAGGACGAUCUCAUUGAGAAGAACACCAUCAACACUCAAGCCAUUUACAACAGUCCGCAACACACAGCCACCAUCAGUCGGACUGGAACCUUCCGCAAGGGACACGUGUUCCUCUAGUUUGUUUUAAUUAAUAUCUUAGCAAGAUGCAGUUAGGUAUCCCACCGAAAGAAAACUAAUGCAGAGCGAUGUUCCAUCUAGUCAGACUGGCGUGCCUUGCUUUCCUCAUUGAUCCUUAAUAUUCAUGGACGAGGAACAUACACAAAAACUUCCCUCUUUUAGAGGAUCCCUGAACGUCUUACCAACGAAAUGACUUUCCUGAAGCUUAAUGAUUGUACUUAACGGGCGGGAAUGUGUCAAUCUUACCUCGUUUUUAUAUACCGUCAAGGCUAAGGGCGGGAUUCAUGUGGAUUCACUAGGGAUGCAUCGGUCAAUUUUGCAUACUCUAGUGCCAAUUUUAACUUUUUUCGUUUCCAAUGAUUGAAUGGUUUCCAUCGUUGUUUAAGGCUGUGACAUGUAAUAAUUUUCAAUUCAAAACCCACCCAUGUAUUAUCGAUUUAGAGUUGUGUCCAUUUGCAAAUUGAAGAAAUAAAUCAUCUAAUAAGA
Messenger RNA from Tigriopus californicus, 3494 nucleotides. RefSeq names its product semaphorin-1A-like. Lineage: Eukaryota; Metazoa; Arthropoda; Copepoda; Harpacticoida; Harpacticidae. Bases 738 to 3008 code for a protein of 756 amino acids. The transcript is spliced from 10 exons. Gene Ontology annotation, molecular function: chemorepellent activity; semaphorin receptor binding. Gene Ontology annotation, biological process: positive regulation of cell migration; axon guidance; semaphorin-plexin signaling pathway. The record is from RefSeq and is a predicted model, not a curated record.